Molecule: messenger RNA, 637 nt
Organism: Aspergillus ibericus CBS 121593
Lineage: Eukaryota; Fungi; Ascomycota; Eurotiomycetes; Eurotiales; Aspergillaceae
Exons: 2
Coding region: 114-557 (147 amino acids)
Source: RefSeq, a predicted model, not a curated record
AUAAAAUCUGGGGAGCCGCAGAUUGGACUCUCUUAUUAUCAUCCAGAACAGCAAAUCUCUCCUCUACAAAUUCUCCUUCCUCUUCAAUCGACGAGCCAUCCCUCAACGAAAUCAUGAAGGCCCAUACAAUCUGCUCCCUCCUCAUGGCUGUCAGCACUGCUCUGGCCGUACCUGCUAAGCGAGCCGAGGAAGCAGUCACCAUCAGCGGCCUCUGGGCCUCUGAGACCAGCGAGACGGCAGAUGUCCAAUUCAUUCUCGUCGAUGCCAACUACGAUGACACUACUGAUGCCAGUCUGUCGUGGGAACGCCCUGGACCGCCUGUCACGGACUCUCGCACAGAGGACGGAAACUACUGGGUGGAUUUCCCGGGCGGGGUGUCCAACAUCACAAGCUUCACCCUGGCAAUCACGCGGGUCAAGGGCCCUGAAAUAGUCGAGGUCACGGUCAAUGCAAAUGAAACUGGCAGCCUGUGGACAUGCCAGACGUCGAUUGGCAGUAUGGUUACGACCGAGUGCCGCUACUCUGGCAACAUCACUGUGUACCCCACUUCCUCUUAAGGGUCCGCUUGAGAUCAGGAUAAAGCGGACAAUGGCAUCGCGAUAGGGAAGCUAUGUUUAAUGAGCUUUUGGCUUGAUCU